AUCGCCGCCGGAGCCGGGACACGCGAGCUGGCCCUGGACCAUGCGAGGAUGUGGCCGCGCCCUCGCUGAGCUGUCCGCCCCCGCCCCCGCUGCCUGUCCCGCCCGGCGCCAUGGGAGGAUGCUUCUCCAAGCCCAAACCAGUUGAAGUGAAAAUUGAAGUUGUGAUACCUGAGAAGGAGAGAAGCAAGGAGGAGAUGUCACCCAAUGGGAAAGCCAGCCCUCUAAUCUACAAAGUCAAUGGGACUGCCCGGCACUACCACCUUGAAGAGCAUCCAAUUGCCAGCAAUCCCUAUCACAACCCAAAGGACGUGGUGGAAGCGUCUGUGUGCCACGUGAAGGACCUGGAGAAUGGACAGAUGCGGGAAGUGGACCUGGGCUGUGGGAAGGCUCUGCUCAUCAAGGAGAAUGGCGAGUUCCAUGCCGUGGGACACAAGUGCCCCCACUAUGGGGCUCCACUGGUCAAAGGGGUUUUGUCCAAAGGAAGAGUCCGCUGUCCCUGGCAUGGAGCUUGCUUCAAUAUCRGCACAGGUGACAUCGAGGACUUCCCUGGCUUGGAUAGUUUACCCAGGUUCCAGGUGAAGAUUGAGAAGGAGAAGGUGUACAUCCGAGCGAGCAAGCAGGCUCUUCAGACACAGCGGAGGACAAAGAUGAUGGCAAAGUGCAUCUCCUUGAGCAACUACAACCUGAGUAGCACCAACGUSCUGAUCAUUGGUGCAGGGGCAGCUGGGCUGGUCUGUGCAGAGACCUUGCGCCAGGAGGGUUUCUCUGACCGGAUCGUGAUGUGCACCAUGGACAGACACUUGCCCUACGACAGACCUAAGCUCAGUAAGUCAAUGGAUUCCCACCCUGAGCAGAUCGCUCUGCGCCCCAAGGAGUUCUUCUGCACCUAUGACAUCGAAGUCCUGACUGAAAUGCAGGUGGCGGCUGUGGAUGUCAAGAGCAAGAUAGCUGUGUUCAAGGAUGGGUUUAAGAUGGAAUACAACAAACUGCUGAUAGCAACUGGAAACACGCCCAAAGCUCUCAGCUGCAAAGGCAAGGAGAUGGAAAAUGUUUUCAACAUCCGGACRCCUGAAGAUGCCAACCGUGUGGUGAAGCUGGCCACAAGCAAGAACGUGGUGAUCGUGGGAGCAUCCUUCCUGGGGAUGGAGGUGGCCGCCUACCUCACAGAGAGAGCCCACUCGGUGUCUGUGGUGGAGCUAGAGGAAGUCCCCUUCAAGAAGUUCUUUGGGGAGAGGGUUGGCCGUGCUGUCAUGAAGAUGUUCGAGAACAACAGGGUCAAGUUCUACAUGCAGACAGAGGUGUCGGAGCUGCGGGAGCAGGAGGGGAAGCUGAAGGAGGUUGUGCUGAAGAGUGGGAAGGUGCUGCGUGCUGAUGUCUGUGUCGUGGGUGUUGGCGCAGUGCCAGCCACGGGCUUCCUCAAGCAGAGUGGCAUCAACAUCGACUCCAAGGGCUUCAUCGUGGUCAACAAGAUGAUGCAGACCAACAUCCCAGGGGUCUUUGCUGCUGGAGAUGCUGUCACGUUUCCACUGGCCCUACGGAAUAACAAGAAGGUGAAUGUCCCCCACUGGCAGAUGGCUCACAUGCAUGGCCGCAUCGCCGCGCUGAACAUGCUGGCCCACGGCACAGAGAUCAGCACUGUCCCGUACCUGUGGACAGCSAUGUUUGGGAAGAGCAUCCGAUACGCGGGCCACGGGGAAGGAUUUGAUGAUGUUGUCUUUCAGGGAGAUUUAGAUGAACUGAAGUUUGUGGCAUUUUAUACCAAGAGGGGCUCCCGGAGAUGGCGUGUGGGUACCAGGACGGCAUUCCAUGCUGAGAGUCGCAGGAGUGACGAGGUGGUGGCUGUGGCCAGCAUGAACUAUGAUCCAAUCGUCUCCAAGGUGGCCGAGGUCCUGGCUGCUGGCAGGCCCAUCCGGAAGCGUGAUGUGGAAACUGGAGACAUGUCCUGGCUAACAGGGAAAGGCUCCUAAUGCCGCUGGUGGCUGAGCCCUCCUGAUGCUGCACUUGCUGUGGGGAGAUGGGAUGGCAGCUCCACAGCUCAGCCAUUUCCCUUUGAGACCUGGAUGAACCCACACCUGGCAUUGUGCAUUAACCUUCCCAGAAGGAUCUCCCACAGCUCCUCUGCCCCUGUGCCUGCUGGGCUGUGACUCUGCUGAUGCAAAUGCUGUGGAAUGCUGGAAAAGCAGCCCCGAGAGAGCGUGGGGKUUGGCACUGGCAGUGGGCACGGGCRCCACGUGGUUCCAGAUGCUGCCAUUAGGCUGGGGGUCCCCAGGCGGGUCUGCCUCACUUACGUCCCUCACCCCCAUAAGCAGCACGAGUGCCUUUGGUUGYUCCUGUGCUUUCAUGCAUGAUGCUUCUUUCCAAAUUCUCUUUGCUCCCAGCAGAGCUCCAAUGUGCUUCCCCACGGAGCCUGACAUCUGCUCUUCCUGCAUGGCUGCAGGUUUGCCACAGCUCUCCCUGAGCCCAGCCACCCUGGGGAGCAUCUGGGCGGGCCAGGAGAUGKGGUCACACUGGGUGGUCUCUGUGCAGGCUGAUCCUGUGCAGCCCCCCAGCAGAGGGGGGUCCUUGGCCAUGCUGGGGGCUCUGGAGCUCAUCAGUCCCAUCCCRGCACCUCCUGUCCUGGAGCAGCCAUGGGGCUGGGAUGCGUUCCCUGUCUCCCAGAGCUCGCUUUGGACUGGGGCACUGGCAGCUCUUGGUCUGUUCCCAGGGUGUGGAGAGUGGGUCCCUGAGAGUGUGAUGGCUCAGCUGUAGCCCUGGGCUGGGUGGCCACCCUUCUAGCCAGCCUUGAGGUGUCUGUCCUUAAUGCUAUCACGGGAUCAGUGCUACUGCUGAGGUGAUUCUUGAGGAAAAGUAGCUGGAGGAGCAUUUCUGGCCGUCCAUUCUCUGUCACUCACCUAGUGCAGUGACAUUUCUCAGCCCACCAUGCCAGUGCUCUGCUGUCCUGUUUCCUGCCCCAUGCUGAAGAAGAGCCGUGUCUUCAGCUCAGGACUGGACCUGGCCAGCCACAGCUCUGUGUCCAUCAGCCCAGCAGAGUGGGGGGUUGAGGGUCCCCUGUGGAGAGACUSCAAUGCUUUGUUCUGGGGGUCACUCCUUCCCCAGCAAUCAGUGUUUUACCCUGAGUCCAAAACAAGAGGAUUUAUAUUUUUAAUUUGAUCCACCCCCUACGAAUUAAAGCAAUAUUAUU
Malurus melanocephalus (red-backed fairy wren) is the source of this 3181-nucleotide messenger RNA. It is a transcript of the gene AIFM3, whose product is annotated as apoptosis inducing factor mitochondria associated 3. The record is from RefSeq and is a predicted model, not a curated record. The transcript is spliced from 20 exons. Gene Ontology annotation, cellular component: cytoplasm; mitochondrion. Lineage: Eukaryota; Metazoa; Chordata; Aves; Passeriformes; Maluridae. Bases 111 to 1967 code for a protein of 618 amino acids. Gene Ontology annotation, biological process: execution phase of apoptosis. Gene Ontology annotation, molecular function: oxidoreductase activity, acting on NAD(P)H; 2 iron, 2 sulfur cluster binding; flavin adenine dinucleotide binding.